AUGUCACCUUCUACAGGUCGUCAAAAUAUUCCAUUACGGGGUCAUCGAGACCAUGGAGACUUUUUUGAAAAUUACAAUGAAGGUAAUUCUAUUGUAAAUAAUGGAAAUUUUCGUGAACUUCUCAACUACAGAAUAAAGGCUGGGGAUUUAGUUUUAGAAAAUCAUUUGAAGACAACACACUCUAAAGCAACCUAUAUAAGUCCUGUCAUUCAAAAUGAACUCAUUGAUUGCUGCAAAUCAAUAAUUAUAGAAAACAUUUUAGAGGAAGUAAAAAUAUCAAAAUAUUAUAGUAUUAUUUUUGAUGAGACCACUGACAUCAGUCAUACAUCACAAAUGAGUUUGGUACUCCGAUAUGUAUCUAAAGGGGUUGUGAAAGAAAAUUUUAUUUCUUUUAUUGAUUGCCAUGCUUAUGCAUAUAAUAAAAAAUGUACUUUAAUUGGAGAUGAUGAGGAUGAAAAUGAUAGUAUUAAAGAAAAAGAUAUCAAUUUUGAACCAAAAUUAAAUGGUGACAUUUUGGGUGAAACAGUAAUUUCUUUAUUAAAAAAUUAUGGCCUUGACCUACAAUAUUGUGUUGGAGUUGGAACUGACGGCUGUUCGGUAAUGGUAUCAGAAGUGCGAGGCGCAGUUAAAAAAAUUCAGUCAUAUGCCAACAAUGCUAUCCAUAGCCCUUGUUCAAACCACGGUCUGAAUUUAUCUAUAUCUAAGUCAUCUACAGUUCAAUCUAUUAGAAACAGUGUCGGACUAAUGAAAGAAAUAUUACAGUUCUUUAAUUGCUCAUCAAAAAGAAAUUUUGUUUUGAAAACAAUUUUGAAUGGUCAGCCACGUUUAAUAAGCUUAUGUGAGACCCGUUGGACUGAACGCCAUGAUAGUGUUAUGGUAUUCAAAACAUCUAUACCAUAUAUAAUAAAAAGCUUAACAAAAAUUUCUGAAUGGCAAGAAUCUGAUUCAUCGUCUAAGGCUAGAACUUUAUUAAUAGCUUUAUGUAGUUGUGACUUCAUAAUUUCAAUUCAUACUUUAGCAAAUAUUUUAUGUGUGACAGCACCUGUUAGUCGUAUUCUCCAAGGUCUGAACAAUGAUAUAUUAAAUGCUAAAAACUGUAUUGAUGAUAUAAUAUUUAGUUUAGAAAAUAAACGUACCAAUUGUCUACAAAUAUUUGGAAAUAUAUAUCAAGAGUGUGUGUUGUUAAUGAACGAAAUGGAUAUUGAAGUUAAAACCCCUAGAUUAUCAAAAUAUCAAACAAAACGCUCUAAUCAUCCAGUAAAUAAUAUAGAAGAAUAUUAUAGAGUAUCAAUAUUUAUACCAUUACUGGACAAUAUCCUAGAAGAUUUAAGAUCAAGAUUUAUAAGAAAACAAAAUAAGAUGUUAUUAGAUUUAUGUUUGUUAAUUCCACGCUACAUCACUGUCAUUUCUAAUGAAGAUUUUAAAAAAAUAACAGAAGCUGCCACAGAAUUAUUUUUAUUUAAUAAGGAAGACUCUAUUGAUCAAAUGCAGCUACAAACAGAACUAGAGAUUUGGAAAACUAAGUGGCAACGAAUAAAAUCUGAUGGUCAUGACGUUUGUCAAGAUGCUUUGUCAUCAAUAGAAAAUUGUAAUAAUAUCAUUUAUCCAACUGUACAUAAAUUACUUAGUAUAAUUGCUUGUUUGCCUAUUAGUGUAGCAUCCGCAGAACGCAGCUUUUCUACGCUUAGAAGAUUGAAAACAUGGUUAAGAUCCAAAAUGGGGCAAGAACGCUUGACUGGUUUGGCUUUGCUAAACAUACAUCAUACUAUAACUAUAUCAAUAGAUGAUGUUAUAAAUAGAUUUGCUAAUAAAAAAAAUAGAAAUAUAGAUUUUGUUUUAUAAA
Acyrthosiphon pisum (pea aphid) is the source of this 1843-nucleotide messenger RNA. Its product is annotated as 52 kDa repressor of the inhibitor of the protein kinase-like. The transcript has 4 exons. The coding region runs from base 1 to 1842 and encodes 613 amino acids. Gene Ontology annotation, molecular function: protein dimerization activity. Lineage: Eukaryota; Metazoa; Arthropoda; Insecta; Hemiptera; Aphididae. The record is from RefSeq and is a predicted model, not a curated record.